AUGUUUGGAUUCAAUAAGCCUGCUUCGACAGGCUUCGGCUUAGGCAACCAAGGAAAUACUUCUACUGCUGGAGGCAAUCUCUUCUCCCAACCUCCUGCCUCCUCGACUGCUGCCCCCAAUUCACAGUCGACAUUCGGCGGUGCUGGAGGCGGCCUUUUUGGACAACAAAAACCAGCCUUAGGAGCUCCAAAUCCACCAAGUGGAGGACCUUUUUCACAAUCUACAACUGCUGCCCCUGCACCGAGUACUCAGGGAACAGCACCUAGUGGCGGUUUAUUUGGACAAUCACAACAACCAUCUACAGGCGGACUAGGUGGUAGUGGUUUAUUUGGUAACAAGCCGCCUGCUACUGGAUCCACAGGUUUGUUUGGCUCUUCGCAGCCCCAAUCCUCUGGUACAGGUCUUUUUGGACAAGCUCAACCAUCCUCGACUACGAACCAACCCUCCACAGGUUUGUUCGGACAAACACAACCUUCUACUACUCCAGGCGCUGGGUUAUUGGGACAGACACAACCCCCGGCACAACCAAGCGGUGGUCUGUUUGGUCAAAAACCUGCUCAACAAAGUGGACUUUUUGGACAAAGUCUUCAAAAACCAACAACUUCUCUCUUUGGAUCUACAAAUAACCAACAACCAAAUGCGCAAUCUCUCUCUACUCCUUCCAUUCAUCCCACAACUCGCUAUUCGAGCCUUGAUGCAAAUGUUCAGAAAUACCUCGACGACAUGGACAAAGAGAUUUUCACACAGAUCCAGCUUGCUGAAGAGCUGCAGACAAAGUCCUCAGAUGUCACCGAAUUAGUUAAUUCUGUUCCUUUAGAUGUAGCCGAAGUAGAGCGUCGCUUAUCGUCCGUAUCUACUGCUCUACUUAUUGAUUCUGAUGAAAUGGAGUUAACAAAAAAGCUUGUUGAUAAAGACACUACGAAUGCACGAAUUAGCUCUCGUAUAUUGGAUCUUUUCAAAACUCCCGGUGCUAUAUACCCUUAUACUUCUAAUGAUCCUUUGAUGUCUUAUUUCGAAGAAUUCGUUGGCGAUGCUGACAAGCGCACUCAAUUAUAUGCUUCCACUAUUGCUGAACUUGAACAGCAUUUGGAACAGGUUGAGACCACCCCUCAAAAUAAUAGCCCUGAUGCUUUACUUCGAACCAUAAAAGAAGAGCACAAACUUUUCAUGGUUUUAAGCAAUCGCUUUGCACAAGUACAUGAUGAAGUCAAGAGACUACAAGUGAAUAACUCUACAGCACCGAUGUUUCUCAGUUAA
Molecule: messenger RNA, 1257 nt
Organism: Schizosaccharomyces osmophilus
Lineage: Eukaryota; Fungi; Ascomycota; Schizosaccharomycetes; Schizosaccharomycetales; Schizosaccharomycetaceae
Gene: nup45
Product: nucleoporin Nup45
Exons: 6
Coding region: 1-1257 (418 amino acids)
Biological process (GO): nucleocytoplasmic transport
Cellular component (GO): nuclear pore
Molecular function (GO): structural constituent of nuclear pore
Source: RefSeq, a predicted model, not a curated record